Molecule: messenger RNA, 1534 nt
Organism: Caenorhabditis auriculariae
Lineage: Eukaryota; Metazoa; Nematoda; Chromadorea; Rhabditida; Rhabditidae
Source: the annotation of a GenBank genome assembly
AUGAUCUCGGUGACGGUCUUACUUUUCGCAAUGCUUAUUGGUCAGUCAAAAUUAUAUUUUGAGACCUAAAAAAAUAGUUGGUCUUCAGCGAGCGCCAACUUUGCAAUGUGUAGGAAGAAGCGACCUGAAUUGGCGAGGACAAAGUUUAUUUUUAGUUUUUCGGAUUUUGCAUCUUUUGGCAAGCCAACGUUAAUUCUUAUGCAGGAGAAAAUUAAAAAAAGCAAAAAGCAAAAAAAAAAAUCACCUGAACCUAAAUUUUUGUGGUCGCACGUAGAAUGACUCAAACCGUUGCGAUGAAUGUUACCUCCAAGUAAGAGAAAGUUUGGGUUUACUUACAAAGAUCUCGAAAAACCGUGUAAAAUUUCUUCUAGCCGUAACUGGUGAACGCUUUUUUUUUUAGAAUUUGAGAAGGUUUUUCUGAGAUUUUGGGAGAAGCUCACGAUUUUUCAUAAGUUUAAAGUUGAAAAAGGUAAAAACGAAACGACGACGGUCAUUGAUCAAUUUUGUAUGACCACAGCCAGCUUGAGACAAAAUUCAUUAAACAAAAGUUGAAACCUUCACCUUUGACUAAUCAUGUCGUAGAAACGUUUCGAACCAGUUGUAGAUGAACAGAUCAAAUUAGAGGAAAAAAAAUGAAAUUUUUCUUGAAGGACUUCGCAGAAGAAGCGUGAGCCUACGAACAAAGAGAUUCGAGCGGCGAUCCGCGCCGGCCUUCCAUCCGGUGACCCCGCCGAGAACAUCAACCUACCGUUUUCUCCUUCUUGCAAGAAGGAAGUCGAAAUCAGGACCAGGUUUACGCGAUAACGAACAGAACUACGAAGAAAUAUGUCUCUAUUGAAAAUAUGAAGUUAAAACUCAAAAAACAACCUUGAUCUAACUUCAAUUUAAAUGAUAAUCAAGUAAAAAACUUUUGUAUCAUUUACCUGGAAGUUUUUAGACCGCCACCGAGUAUCCGAAGGAGCGUCCAAGACAGUACGGACCAGUUGUCAGAAAAUAAAGGGUCAGUUUUUUCGGAUAAAUCCACUUUUCAUUAUGUCUCUUCCACAGGAGCCCUUAGUUGAGGUUAGAUAAAAAAAAGUUUUCAAUAAUUUUCAGGACUCCUGGCCCAUCUAAAUCGGAAGCUUUCCAAAAGUCUGAUACCAUUGAGAAGUGACUUCAUAUUUUUGUUAUCUUUAUUAUCUCUGGAUUUUCAGAUCUGAGAGAAGCCAUAGAACUUUGAAACCAUCAAAGGUAUUUUGAUAGGAGAAUUAAACGGAAAAAUAACAAUUUAUUGAAGCCGAGAUCUGAAUAUAUGCCGUCCCCUGAUGCAGAUCCUGUGAACGAACAAAAAUGUAACACUGAGCUUUUUUUAAAAUAACAAUUAAGUUUUUUUUUAGCUCGAGGGAAGGAAGAUGAGUUCACAGCCCGAUCGCUAAAAACGAAGCCUUUCGGCCGUGAAGGUUUCUUUUUUUUAAUUUUUAAAAAUUCGUUGAUUUUGUAGAAGAAAAAACAUUUUACAGAUGAGAGUUUGAAAUCGAGACAAGGGGUCUAUUGA